Messenger RNA from Zasmidium cellare ATCC 36951, 1248 nucleotides. RefSeq lists its product as uncharacterized. Gene Ontology annotation, molecular function: phosphatidate phosphatase activity. Lineage: Eukaryota; Fungi; Ascomycota; Dothideomycetes; Mycosphaerellales; Mycosphaerellaceae. Bases 1 to 1248 code for a protein of 415 amino acids. The record is from RefSeq and is a predicted model, not a curated record. Gene Ontology annotation, biological process: phospholipid metabolic process. The transcript has a single exon.
AUGGCCUCCUCCAAAACCUUCAACAAAUCCGCCCUCCAAGACGCCACGAAACAAGUCCUCUCCGCCGACCGCAAACUCCUCGUCUCCUACAUCCUCGACUGGAUCAUCAUCCUCAUCUUCGCCGGCGCCGGAGGUCUCCUCUCACUCGUCUCGCCGCACCACCGCCCCUUCAGCCUCGUGGACCUGAGCAUCUCCAACCCCGUCGUGCACGAACAAAUCUCCGUCGGCCUCCUAGGCGUCAUCGCCUUCGUCGUCCCCUCGAUCCUCAUCGCCAUCAUCACCAUCCUCUUCGUGCCCGGGAGCGAGGUGCGACGAACUUCGACCAGAGCCCAAGUCCUCCGCAUCAAACUAUGGGAGCUGGAAAAGGGCCUCGCGGGCCUGUGUCUCAGCGUCGCGCUGGGGUUCUUUAUUGUGCAAGGCACCAAAAACAUGUUCGGCAAGCCGCGCCCGAAUCUCCUCGCGAGGUGUGACCCGGAUCUGGAGAACUUCGCGCAGUACGUCGUGGGCAGUUUCGCGAGCGAGCUGAGUCCCGAGUGGGUACUCGUGAACUCCGGAAUCUGUCGACAAACCGACAAGAAAUGGCUCGACGAUGGCUUCCGCUCAUUCCCCUCAGGACACUCGCAGUGGUCGUGGAGUGGCCUUCUAUACCUAACCCUCUACUUCUGCUCCAAGUUCUCUGUCGGCCUCCCCCAUCUCCCCUACCUCCCCAACUACAACACCCCCGCGACGAACCCACGAACCUCCCACCACCACCCAGCAGCCGCAGCAUCAGGAGGCGACAACGAGCUCCUCCCCCUCCACGCUCACCGCGCCCGCGGCGACUCCGAAGAAACCAAAUACGACCCACACGCCCACCCACCCCCUUCCCCAACAACAACCGCUCACUCCCUCCUCCACCUCCGCAACACGGCCGCCUCGCCCCCAAACUACCUCAUCAUCCCCGCCCUCACCCCCGUCGCCGUCGCCGUCUACAUCUGCAGCACGCGCUUCGUCGAAUUCUACCACUUCGGCUUCGACAUCAUCUCCGGGUCCUUGAUCGGCAUCGUCACGGCGUGGUUGUCGUUUCGCUGGUAUCAUUUACCGAUUUCGAGGGGGAGGGGUUGGGCUUUUGGCGCGAGGAGUCCGGGGCGGGCGUUUGCGAUUGGGGUGGGGACGCCUGGGUAUGUUUGUGAGGAGGAUUGGGGAAGUGGUGGUGGUGGUGUGGGUGGGCGUGGGAAGGGAGGGGAUCUUGAGGCGGGGAGGGUGUAG